Molecule: messenger RNA, 2690 nt
Organism: Ostrea edulis (European flat oyster)
Lineage: Eukaryota; Metazoa; Mollusca; Bivalvia; Ostreida; Ostreidae
Product: tolloid-like protein 2
Exons: 16
Coding region: 37-2334 (765 amino acids)
Biological process (GO): proteolysis
Molecular function (GO): zinc ion binding; metalloendopeptidase activity
Source: RefSeq, a predicted model, not a curated record
UUUAUUAUUAGUGGUGAUUAUAUCAUUUCCUGUGUUAUGAGUGGGACGUGUGGCAAAAUGUUAAAAACUUGUGUUUUCUCCGCUUUAGUUCUUUUUAGCUUUACGAUAAAUGUACAGACACUAGAAAUAGACCUUACCGUAGAUGUGAAGGCGGGGUAUGAGGAAUGCUUUUUUGAGGAUAUAAAGAAACCAACGAGUUUUGAAAUCGAGUAUCAGGUCAUAGAUGGUGGAGAUUUAGACAUCAACUUUAUGGUGACAUCACCUCAUGGUAGAAUUAUGGUAUCAGAGCUCCAGAAAACAGAUGCCGUACACAAAGUUGAAGCUACUGAGGCAGGGGUAUACAAGGUGUGCUUUGACAAUUCCUUCAGUCAUUUUGCUAGGAAGCUUGUCUUCUUUGAAAUCAUCACUGGUGACGAUGAUGAUGAUGAUGAGAGUGAUGAGAAGAAGGACUGGAAGGCAGCACAGGAGGAGCUGGCAUCUAUUGUUGACAUGACUGUGCAAGAUUUUAAGAAUCUGCUGGACAAUGUUAACAAAAACCUCGACAAAGCCAGCUCAGAUCAACAAGUGAUGAAAAACUACGAAGCUCGAGAUCGCAACACGCAGGAAAACAACUUCCAGAGAGUGAACUUUUUCUCCGGUGUACAAGUGUUUAUUAUGAUUUCUGUAGCCCUAACCCAAGUUCUUCUCAUCAGGAGUUUAUUUGAGGACAAGAAUAAAAACGUGGUCACUUGUCAAAUAAGAAGAUUUUUGAUCCCCAUUCGCACCUGGCCAGGAGGAAUCAUACCAUAUGAUAUUCCAGAGAAGAGCUUUGAUGAGCGGUCAAGGACGUUAAUUCGGGUGGCCAUGAAGCGAUGGGAAAGACAUACCUGUGUUAGGUUCAUUCCGCUCUCUAAGCAUUCCCAAGGUCGAGUAGAGGAUUACGUCAGAUUCUACAACUCAACGACGUGUUUUUCUGACUUGGGAAAAGAUCGGAACCAGCAACCCCAGUUAUUGGGUCUUGGCAAGAACUGUAUGACCAUUCCCGUAAUUCUUCAUGAGCUUGGUCAUGCCAUUGGGAUGAUUCAUCCUAUGUCACGUGACGAUCGUGGACUAUACAUUGACAUCCGGGCCAAGAAUAUCAAACCCGAUUCCGACCGAAACUUCAUGACCAUAUCGAGAAGAGGUUAUCUUUACUUCACGUACGGUGUGCCAUACGACUACAAAAGCAUUAUGCACUAUAAUCCUUAUAUAUGGUCACAAAACGGAAAUGUCACUAUGGUAACGCGACAACCUGAGUACCAGUCCAUCAUAGGGAAUGCUGAUGACGUCAGUUUCUAUGACAAACUUUACAUCAACAGAGCUUACAGAUGUGGCCGGAACUGUAUGUGGUUGUACUGUGAGAACGGUGGAAUCGCUGGAGGGCGGUCCUGUCAGUGUAUCUGUCCUGAUGGCUACCAUGGAAGCCACUGCGAGAAACGCCUACCCGGGCACGAUAGAACUGUGAAUUGGAAAUGUCGAGAAGGAUGGAUAUCCAGAAAUGGAUUUUGUUACAAAUUCUUGUCUCAUGCGUCAAUAUCUUGGAAAACAGCCCGACAACUUUGUCAACAGAAUGGCGGAUCCCUCCCAAAAAUUCCUGACCAUGAAUCGCUGAACGUGAUGGGUGAAUUAGUUCUGGAGGACAGAGAUCUAAGUAGUACCAAAACAUUCUGGCUGGGACUGAAGUACAACAUGACUUCCGAAAGAUAUACCUGGACGGAUGGAAGUGUACUGCAACACACCCAGUGGAUAUCAAACAAGGAAGACUCGCCCUGUGCCGUCUUUAACGGGACUCAUAUAAUUAGCACUGGAUGUGAUCUGCAACCGGAAAAUGGCGUUUUGUGCAUGGCACCGUUUGACCCAUCUUGUGGUGGGAAAUUUUCCUUGCGGUAUCAAAAUGUUGACGUAAUGACACCGAAUUACCCCGAUGUUUACCCGUCAGAGAUCACAUGUCAAUAUGUUUUUACGAUCACCGGGGAUCAGCGAAUUGAGCUAACAUUUAAAGACUUCCUUCUGGAGUUUACAAAUAACUGUGAGAACGAUUACGUGGAGGUUCAACUUAAUCCUGACGUGUCUAUUCCAGGGAAAAGGUAUUGUGGUUCUCAGCUGAAAAGCAAAACUUUGGUAUCAGAGGGAAAUUUUGCUGUAGUUACCUUAAAGACCAAUGCUCGAAAUCCGGGCAGGGGAUUCCAAAUGUCGGCAUUCCCAGUCUUACGGAGUAGCAGUGUGUCUCAGCACUCCAGGUUCCCAGCAAACAUUCCUUUAUCGCUUUGGAGGAGGUUUGUCGAACAUUUACCGGGUAGACAUGGCCGCGGAUAAAUCUAUAAGUUUCCUUUACUGAACUGAUUCUCGUUUCAUUCCUUUUUGUUAUCAUAUCUCUGUUCAGAAGCAGAUUAUACAAUGUGUAUCUUAUCUAGUUUUAGUCCUACUGAGUAUAUUCAUGAUUCUUUUCUUCGUAAUAGCUUUGUAUACUAGUAUGAUAUGAUUAAUUCAAUAUCAUUUCUCUAAUGCUGUCUUUAUUCUGAUGCUGAGAGCAGUAGCAAUAUGUAAUGUUUUGCUUUCAACUGUUACUGGCGUAUACAUUUGUACUCCAAAGUCUGUUUGAACACAAAUAAUUUGUUGAUCUAAUUGCAUAAUAUUUUUACCAGCUUUGUUUAAUUAAAAGAAAGCUAAAA